UCAUCUCCUUCACCCUCUCAAAUCUUUUCAGGCACAACUAAACCGAACCAUAAACACUUGAAAGUAUAACUAAAAAACUUCCUGAUCUAUCUGACAAUAGAUUCUUGGGCUCUUCUUUAUUUCGACAGAUUCUAAUCCGUUAUAGUUGUUUUAAACGAUAAGGUGAAAUUUUUGUUCUUAUAUAAUAUCAUACUCCUACUUCUUUAUCUGGGAAACUAGGGUUAUCCUGUGAAACUUUUAGCUAAAAAAUGGGGGUUGAAAAAAUGGUGUGUUUGGUUUCUCGCACUGGUCGCCAGUUUCAGAGAUACAACAAAGGUCGUCGUCAAGUCGUCGGAUGUAUUCCGUACAGAUUCAAGUUAACAAGUGAUGGUAAAAUUAGUGACAAGGUAGAAGUUCUAGUUAUCUCUUCUCAAAAGGGUCACGCCAUGAUGUUUCCAAAGGGUGGUUGGGAGCUUGAUGAAUCUGUGGAAGAAGCUGCAUCAAGAGAGUCUCUUGAAGAAGCUGGAGUUCUUGGCAACGUUGAGCAUCAACUAGGAAAAUGGGAUUUUUUGAGCAAAAGCAGAGGAACAUACUACGAAGGACUUAUGUUCCCUAUGCUUGUAACAGAACAACUUGAGCUUUGGCCUGAACAACAUGCUCGGCAAAGAAUCUGGAUGAACGUAGUAGACGCCAGAGAAGCCUGUAGAGAUUGGUGGAUGAAAGAAGCAUUAGAUGUUUUGGUUGGGAGACUCUCAUCACCAAUGAAUCAACCAAAGGAAGAGAAGACUCUUUCCAUCUCUAUUGAAACAAUGUGCUGAUUGUGAUGGGAGUUUUUGGACUAGUGUGUCUAUGUAGAUACAAAUUAGAUGGGUUUCAAUUAGUAAUGAGACAGCUGAAGAUCAAAGCAGAUGCAGAGCCGGAAAACAGAAAUUAUGAGUAGAUUUUUAGGUUUAAUAAGGAGCAAGAAAAUUAUCAUGUGAUUUUAACAAGUCUUGGAUGUCCUGUUUAUAAUGUUUCUGCAAGAUUUGAUUAAAGGGACGAUGAAGAGUUACGAACCUAAACCAAGAGUGCUAGCAAAAACUGCACAACUGUGUUUCCCUCUGUUUAUGUUUUUCAUCUCUCUUUGAAUUUGCAAUGGAGACACUUGAUUUGAUGAUUUCAUGAUGGUUUUUGUGUUUGAGAAAUAUUUAAUAAUGCAACUGGGUUGUACGUGUCAUGGUGUGAUUGUUUACAUGGAAAAGCAACAAUAAAUUACUCCAAUCAUAAGCUAUAUAAUAUGUAACGAAAACUUCUUUUUCCAAAUUCAUUAUAAAAAUAUCAAAAGGUUGAUGAGUCAUUUAUCAAAUUGGCUUUAUCUUUUAGAAAACUAUUGGUUCACAUUUUUAAUAACUUGUUUUUUUUUUUUGGGUCCAGCUACCUAUUCAUUGUCACCG
This is a messenger RNA of Eruca vesicaria subsp. sativa (arugula), 1412 nucleotides long. NCBI's taxonomy places the organism in Eukaryota, Viridiplantae, Streptophyta, Magnoliopsida, Brassicales, Brassicaceae. The record is from the annotation of a GenBank genome assembly.